GCUUAAGUAAUACCCCGCAAAGCCCCUAAAAUGUUGGAACUAGCACCUAAAUUCUCUCGGUUUAAAAAGUUCAAUCAUUAUUCAAUUCUACUCAUUCAUGGCCCAAUUCCAUAAUGUUGAAUGAUGCAUGACCCAAAAUCGCAAGAAUUACAAAACAAUGCUUUCAUACUUCAGAUAUACAACAUUUUACUCACUUGAUAGGCGAAAUGUUACAGACAUGGAGCUGGAAGUUCUAGGCGAUAUGAUCGGCCAAACAGUGAUUUGAAGAUCCACUGCUGUGCUGCUACUGCAGCUCGACUUGCCCCUCGACGUCAUUCAACAUGAUUUUUUUGGGCUGGAGCUUUCUUCUCCUCAUCUGGGGAAGCACUACUGGGGCAACAAUUACAUAUGGGAAGUCGCAAGUUGGAAUAGAUAACAAGUAGCGCAAUUGGUUCUUCUCAAUUGAGUUUUUUUCUUUUCUUUUAUUCUCUUUUAUUCCUUAUCAGAAUAAAUAGAAUCACAACAAUUUAAUUUACUCACGAGAAACGAGUGCGACUUUGUUCUAACCUAUCAAGCAUAGCUCCCUUGAUAGCUUGUUUAGCGGGGAGCUCUAGAUCGACCUAAACUCCCCCAGUAAUUUCAGUCCCGCGCGUCAAGAGCUUCCCAGCUUGAGCUCUACAAUACCAACCAUUUCCCCCUUUUACCUGACUCUUUUUCCCUCAAGCUACAAGCAAGCAACAGUCCGCCAAAAUGACUGCUGUAGCUGAUAAUUCUGCGAAUACUCUCGGCUCCGGCGCCGCUGCGGGGAUCCCAAAUGAUGGCACUGGUGUCGUACAGUUAGAUCCUUGGUUAUCGCCUUUCCAGGACUCACUAAAGCGAAGAUAUGCGAAAGCUCAAGAGUGGAUUAAGAAUAUCGAUGAUACCGAGGGUGGCCUUGAGAAGUUCUCAAAAGGUACCGAGAUCUACGGCCUGAACGUUGAUAAAGAAAACAACAUUAUAUAUCGAGAAUGGGCACCCAACGGCACCGAGGCGUUCUUGAUUGGGGAUUUUAAUGAGUGGAAUAGGGGUUCUCAUCCCAUGAAAAAGAAUGAAUUUGGAGUUUGGGAAAUCGUCGUGCCUGCGAAGGAUGGCCAACCGGCCAUCCCUCACAAGUCCAAAAUCAAGAUCUCCAUGACAAUUCCUUCCGGCGAGCGAAUUGACCGUCUACCAGCUUGGAUUAAAUAUGUCACACAAGACCUCUCUGUGUCUCCCGCCUACGAUGCACGUUUUUGGAACCCACCCGAGUCCGAAAAGUACACCUUCAAAAACCAAAGGCCAAAAAAGCCAUUGAGUGCUCGCGUCUAUGAAGCGCACGUGGGUAUCUCCUCGCCCGAAUUGCGAGUCACAACAUUUAAGGAGUUCACCAAGAGCAUGUUGCCAAGAAUAAAGAACUUAGGCUAUAACGUCAUCCAACUCAUGGCCGUUAUGGAACAUGCCUACUAUGCCAGUUUCGGCUACCAAGUGAACAACUUCUUUGCCGCGAGCAGCCGAUACGGUACUCCGGAGGAUCUCAAGGAGUUGAUUGAUACCGCACAUGGCUUAGGAUUGGUUGUUCUGCUCGAUGUCGUCCACAGCCAUGCUUCUAAGAAUGUGCUUGACGGCCUAAACGAAUUUGACGGCUCCGAUCACCUUUACUUCCAUGGUGGUGCAAAGGGCAGACAUGAACUAUGGGACUCUAGACUAUUCAACUAUGGAAGUCAUGAAGUACUACGAUUCUUGCUUAGCAAUUUGAGAUUUUGGAUGGAUGAAUACCAGUUUGAUGGUUUCCGCUUUGAUGGAGUUACCAGCAUGCUCUAUCUCCACCACGGAAUUGGAACGGGUUUCUCUGGAGGAUACCACGAAUAUUUCGGUUCCGAGGUCGAUGAGGAGGCAGUGGUUUAUCUAAUGAUCGCGAAUGAGAUGCUUCACGACCUUUAUCCCGAAUCAAUUACAGUCGCAGAAGAUGUCUCCGGUAUGCCAGCACUCUGCUUACCAUUGUCACUUGGCGGAGUUGGCUUCGACUACCGAUUAGCGAUGGCUAUCCCAGAUAUGUGGAUCAAGAUUCUCAAAGAGAAGAAAGAUGAGGAAUGGGAUAUUUCUAACAUCUGCUGGACUCUCACCAACAGGCGACAUGGCGAGAAGACAAUCGCAUAUUGCGAGAGUCAUGACCAAGCUCUUGUGGGUGAUAAAACCCUGCUCAUGCACCUCUGCGACGCCGAACUUUACACCAACAUGUCGGUCCUCUCGCCUCUAACUCCGGUAAUCUCGCGGGGUAUGGCACUCCACAAGAUGAUCCGACUACUAACACACGGCCUCGGUGGUGAGGGUUACCUCAACUUUGAAGGUAAUGAGUUCGGCCAUCCCGAGUGGCUCGACUUCCCACGUGAGGGCAACCAGAACUCAUUCUGGUACGCGCGGCGUCAGCUCAACCUCACUGAUGACCACCUUCUACGCUACAAGGAUCUCAAUGAAUUUGACCGCCAAAUGAACCUUACAGAGAACCAUUACGGUUGGUUGCAUGCGCCUCAGGCAUACAUUAGCCUCAAGAAUGAGAGCGACAAAGUAAUUGUAUUCGAGCGCGCCGGCUGUGUUUUCAUCUUCAAUUUCCACCCAACCGAGAGCUUCGCCGAUUAUCGCAUCGGUGUAGACGUUGCGGGCACCUACAAGAUCGUACUCGACACAGACACCAAGGAAGUUGGUGGCUUUGGUCGCAACGAUUCGAAUGCGCGCUUCUUUACUACUCCAAUGGAGUGGAACGGUCGCAAGAACUGGACGCACGUGUAUAUCCCCAGCCGUACUGCUCUGAUUCUGGCACUUGAAAGUUCUUGAACAGAUCAUAGUGGAAUCAUAGGCAGCAGACAAUAAGUCUAAAUGUCGAUGAAAGCAAAAUUUUUUCAUACAAUCUUACUAUAUGAUCUAUAGGUGGAUUUUGAGCGAUGUAGCGAGUUUAGCUAGAUGAGAUGUGAGAUGCGUUAUGUGGGUGUCACGGCAACAUAUUUGGAGGACGAUUCUCUUAUUCGAACAAUUUUGUCGGUGCACCAUGGGCCAUAGAUAAAUUAACA
Messenger RNA from Hypoxylon trugodes, 3059 nucleotides. Its product is annotated as carbohydrate-binding module family 48. Gene Ontology annotation, cellular component: cytoplasm. Gene Ontology annotation, biological process: glycogen biosynthetic process. The record is from RefSeq and is a predicted model, not a curated record. The transcript is spliced from 8 exons. Gene Ontology annotation, molecular function: cation binding; 1,4-alpha-glucan branching enzyme activity; hydrolase activity, hydrolyzing O-glycosyl compounds. Lineage: Eukaryota; Fungi; Ascomycota; Sordariomycetes; Xylariales; Hypoxylaceae. Bases 730 to 2826 code for a protein of 698 amino acids.